AUGCCCCCUGAGGCAAAGGAUGAUGACGAUCUUCUAGACAAGCCAGCACUUGCUAGGGCCGACAAAAAAGCAAUUUACAAGAUGGCCGAACUCGCUCAUCGGCUUGGGUUCAAGUCUCCAGAAAUCAAUGCUAUUAUAGACAGUUCGCCGGACUAUCAACUUGCACGGGCUGCUCUCCUACAGGCCAGAAAACCUUAUAAGUUCCGGUACAACCCUCAGCAGUUCAAUAACUUGGUCAAACAAAUUGUAGACUGCUUCACCAUAGCGGAAUCAUAUCAGCCCGAGAUCAUAACUGAUCUUCUUGCGGAUAGUACCAUAAAGCCCCGGGUUCGCUGCGGGAUUCCACAAACACGGGCCCAUAAGCAAAAUAGUCCUUUGCUCUUUCUGGACCUUUUGCAGACUGAGAAUACAGGAAUUUCCAACACCAUUACUAGCCUUUUUGUCCGCCGCUGUGUCUAUAUCGCCUUUUUGGGAACCCCGCUCGAUCAGGAAACACCGAGAACGAUCAAAGCAAAGGGAUCUCCGGAGACCAUGCACAGUCACCACUUCUCGUCGAAGAAAAUGCUCCAGCAGCUGAGCUUGAUUCCGCUCUGCAAAUGCCACCAGAGAUGUCACCCCGACAAGAACGAGAAGAGACACAGCGGCAGCGGGCCCGCAAAAAUCGGGAGCGACGCCUUCUAUAUCACCUGCAAGCGCUGA
Molecule: messenger RNA, 699 nt
Organism: Aspergillus uvarum CBS 121591
Lineage: Eukaryota; Fungi; Ascomycota; Eurotiomycetes; Eurotiales; Aspergillaceae
Exons: 1
Coding region: 1-699 (232 amino acids)
Source: RefSeq, a predicted model, not a curated record